This is a messenger RNA of Equus caballus (horse), 7164 nucleotides long. NCBI's taxonomy places the organism in Eukaryota, Metazoa, Chordata, Mammalia, Perissodactyla, Equidae. The record is from RefSeq and is a predicted model, not a curated record.
GUUGUACACCUGAAACUAAUAUAAUGUUAUAUGUCAAUUAUAUCUCAAUCAAAAAAAAAAGAAAACAAAAGGAUACAAAAGUUUGAGUCAUCUCUCUCAGCAAUGCCUUACUUAAAAGAAGCAAGAUCAUGCCAACUUUUAGGGACAUCGGCUAAAAACAAUUUGGAAUACCUAAAAGGGCUAGAUGAGGAGGUAUCUGCUAGACCUUUGACAUUUCACCACAUGCCCCAUGGUUUCCCCUACUUGGAGCUGUUCACCAUGAAAUGGUAUUUACUUACCAGUGUCAUACUAGAAUCACAGAGCUGGCCUGGGGGGAGAGAAAGCUUUUAACUAAAAAAGGGAGUAACCCUUUUCAAGCUAUUUAGUGAGUCAAUAGGAAAGAAAAUGAGAAAUCUGAUGACAUAACUCUGAUAUUGACAAAUAAGAGAGUCCAGAACUUGCAGACGGACUGAAAAAUGAAUAAAAUUGAAUGGAAGGGAAUAAGAAGAAAAACAAUAAUCUCAUGUUCCAGCUAAGCUGGUGUUCAUGCUGUACUGAUUGCACCAUAACAGAAACCUUUCUAGAGAACAAAAUAAACACCUGCUCUAAGAGUAGUUGAGAUGAUCAUUCACUGCUGGAGAAACUUCGUCCCAGAGGCCAACUAAUGGGCUCCUGAGGAAAGAGAAUAUUUGGGAUAUGAUUGACAAUCUUCCCUCAUAAAUCCUCACUUUUUGAAUUCACAGGAGACUGUAUCCCUUAGGAGGAGGAUAGGUUUCAGACAGCAUAGGUAAGUCUCUCUUGUGCACCAAGUAUGCCAAUUUCUCUCCAAACCUUAUUGGUGUUCAGCAGUGUAAGCCCCGUCUCUAGACUGGUGGCUACCAAGGAUGCCAUUCCCUCAUCUUGCCUGCCUUUUGCUGUAGUGAAAUUAGAGAUUACAAGUCAAAUCUGCCAGUUCUAUGAGGAGAUGGGUUCAGAAGAGAUACAAGUAAAGGACUGUUGUUAGGUGUGCUUUUUAGCUUUGCCUUCUUUUGGAUGGCUGUAGAAAUAAUAGCACCUGAAGUUACAUGAAUGAAUGUAGAGAGACUCAUCUUUACAGCUAAGAGCGCUGGGAAUCAGGGAAGUGAGAGAGACGAGAGGAGGAAGGAGCCUCAAUAGUAUGUAAAUUUUGUCCUUAUUAACCAGGAGGUGCACCCAGUCAGAACCAGUUCUUUGGGGGAACAGUAUGUUAGCAAAGUGACAUCUGGAAAUGACUGACAAAGUGGCUAUGAGGAACAAGGCAGGAAAAAAACUUCAGCUCUUCCUGUUUUUAGCCACGUUUGGCUCUGCCACAGAGCAGAUUGUGAGGAGGCAGAACGACAAGAUGAUUGAGCACUCCAGAUUGGUGAGUUCACUCCCACAUAGUUUACAAAGCCACUGACAUCCUCAUACACAUUAGUCACCAGAUAUUUCUUGCUGCUUUCACUCUUUUCUCAUGCUUUCUUUGGCUUCUGAGUUACUCUCAGUUCCUGAUACAGAGGAAUUAUUCACAGCUUUGCUGUGCCAAACAUGAUCUAUUCACAGACUGAAGAGGCUUACAGUUAAGUGUGAUGUGGAAAAUUCUGAAUUUCUCUCAUCUCUUGUUUCACUAAUUGCAGUUGUCAAGAUCAUCCUUAAAGUAAUGAAAUGAAGUGAUCUGAAAAGUAACACAUUUUGUAAAUAAUAAAUUAAUAAAUAUUCUUAGCUAGAAUCCUUAAGAAAAAUAUCUGGGUCUGUAUUCUGUACUUAUAUUUUCCUGAAUAAAUAUCAUCACUCAGUCAUGUCAUUUUGGGUCACUUAGGUCCAAAUGAUGACUGUUGAUCACUAAUGGAGGGGAUCCUAAAAUAAAUUGAUACCAAAUGACUGACAACAGGAGCUCAGGCUAUUUCAAUGGUUUUAUUUUGCUUUUCUCACCAUGGAAGUCACACAAGAUCCAAGACUAAGUCUAACUCAGAGAAGGCAGUUUUCACAAAGAUUCUCCAUCCCCUUCCCAAAACAACUCCAGCCUUCCACAUCUAUAAAGGAAGGAGGCGACAGAGGAGUGGAGAAAUAAAAGAGGAAUCCUUGUUCAGAGAGACUCUUUCUGGCUCUCACUGUUUUCCUUGGUUCCCAGAGAUUUCUGCUUGGGAGUAUCUGACAUUUGUAAUCCUCUGCAUCUAUCCAUAAACCAAAAGUGUAGAGGCCUUUCUAGGAAUCUUGACACCUUGGGUAAAAAUCUUGAGCUCCUUACAUAAUAUACCAGAUUCAUUGAUCACUUUUUCUACCUAUAAGUAGAGUUUUAACCUAGACCAAGGCUUUAAAGAAGUGUUUUAAUUCAACAGGUAAAAGAUGGGGCCAAAUUGAAAGCCAUUAUGUAGGUGUCUGGAUGUUCAAACUUUUCUUGAGUUAACAAACUUUGAUGAAUACUGAAGAAAGGAUGGCAAAUUUGACAUUUUUUGUCUCGGUUAUCAGAUGAGUUUAAGAUGCCAACACUUAUAGUUUCAAUACCGAUCCAGAAUAAAAGUGAAAUGCAUAAAGGUUUCAGUGUAUUAUUUGUUACCUUUCUCCCUCUCCUCCUAUGAUGCCUAAUAUUUGUGUUCAUGAUUCCAAAGAUCCAAGUAUUUGAUAUUCUGUGUUCAAUAUUAAGAGUAUUUUGUAUCUUAUUCUGUAGAUACAAAUAGAUGGUUUUCAUAUGUAUUUAUACUUAAGUACCAUUAUUAAUCUUCUCCAAGUUGCUUAUUGCAUAAGAUCCUGCUUUUUACUGUGAGAAAAUUCUGAAAGAGAAAUGAGAGAGCCCAAAAUUCAAAGUCUGAUCAUAUCAAGCACUCUCAAAAUUUUACAGUUUUCAAUAGUAUAGUUAAUCAUUAUUAUAUAAUAGAAUAAUAGGAUCUGAGGGACUUAGGGAUUUCUAAAAAGGAAAUAGUCCUGAAUUUUAGGAAAUAAGGUAAGCUUUGUCAUUUUUUCCUCUCCACCCUUUAGGAAACCAUGAAUAUGUCAGGAGUCAACACGGUGACUGAAUUCAUACUCCUGAGUUUUCCCUGCUCCAGAGAGGUUCAGGUCCUCCUCUUCAUGCUGUUCUCUGUGUCCUACAUCCUGACUCUAGUGGGGAAUGGGGCAAUCGUCUGUGUGGUGAGGCUGGAUCACAGGAUUCACACUCCCAUGUAUAUUCUGCUGGCCAACUUCUCAUUCCUGGAGAUCUGUUACAUCAAUACCACUGUUCCCAAUAUGUUAAAGAACUUCCUUUCUGAGACCAAAACCAUCUCUUUCACUGCCUGCUUCCUCCAGUUCUACUUCUUCUUUUCCAUGGGCACCACUGAGACCUUCUUACUGCCCCUCAUGGCUUUUGAUCGGUACUUGGCCAUCUGUCGGCCUCUCCACUAUCCUACCAUCAUGAGCAUUCCUCUCUGCAUGAACUUGGUGGCCCUCUGCUGGGUAACGGGCUUCCUCUGCUAUCCGGUCCCUAUCUAUUUUAUCACACAACUCCCCUUUUGUGGCCCCAAUACCAUUGACCACUUUGUUUGUGACCCUGGUCCUCUUCUGGCCCUGUCCUGCAUCCCUGCUCCUGGAAUUGAGCUUUCCUGUUCUAUUUUGAGCUCUCUUAUUAUCUUCAUCACCUUCUUUUUCAUCCUUGGGUCUUAUACUCUGGUUCUCAGAGCAGUGUUGCAUGUCCCUUCAGCAGCUGGCAGACGUAAGGCCUUCUCCACCUGUGGUUCCCACCUGGCUGUAGUGUCACUGUUCUAUGGAACCCUCAUGGUCAUGUACAUCAGCCCAACCUCUGGAAAUCCAGCUGGCAUACAGAAGAUUGUAACCUUGUUGUACUCAUCAGUGACCCCACUUGUAAACCCACUGAUCUACAGUCUCCGGAACACGGACAUGAAGGCUGCCUUAAGAAAAAUUCAAAUGUGCACAAAAAUUAGUCAAAGUGAAUGAGAACUCAUCAGUGCAAGAUCAGAAUGAUUAUUUUUUCCCUAUCUGUAUUCCUAGUUUAAAAGUAGGUCUUCAUUCAUUUGCAGCUAGAAAUGCAGACACAAAUUCAUCUAUUUCUGCCUAGUCAAGUAAUGGACAAGAGUUCACCCAGUUAAAACAGACCUUGUCUUCAAAUAAAGAUUUGGUAGAUGGUAACUUGAGUUAAAUGACCUGGAUGUCUGAACUUUAGCCUCUUUUCCUACCCUGACCUUCAAAAACUGCCUAGCCUUUUAUCUGUGAUCACUUACCUGGUCCCUGACCUUAUGCUUUGUUGACCUCUAUUAGGUGCAUCCAUUCUUACACUUGGUCUUUUUGGCAUAAAGAUCUCUGCUCUGCUCCUGCAGAAGAGUGGAGUUUUCACACUUGUUAAGCUCAGAAAAAAGGGAAAUUAGUGCCAAUCAAAAUUGAGCCAAAAUUUUUAUUUAAUUGGCAUCCAAAAGACUAAUAAUGAUCUAAAGCACUGUCUCUCAAAAUUGUCUGUUUCAUAAUUAUUUGGGGAGCUUUUUAAAAGAGCAGAUCCCUGGACUUUUCUCCAAAUCUCCUAGAUCACAGUCUUUGAAGUGGACCUCAGAAAUUUCUAUUUUAAUGUUAAUCAGGUGAUUCUGAUGCACCUUGACCUUAUAGAGCCACUGUUUUAAAUAAAUAUGUGACAUGGGCAGAGAAAUGAAAAUCUGAUGUUAGUCAGGAAAAGUGAAAGAAGUUACAAUGAGCACUACAAGUGACUGAAAAACUCAUGACAAUAGCAGUAGAAGUUUCGUUUCCUGCCUUGAUUUCCAAGUCUUCCAUUUAUUAAACAAGGAAUAGAUUAUAUUCUUCCUACCUUUUCCUACCUGUGCAAGAUAAUUAAGAUAUCUGGAAAUAGGUUUACAUUUUAAAAGAAGUUUAGCAUGUAGUGGCAUUAGAAUUUGGGUUAGUUUCAUGUGAAGGAAGGUUGAGUUGAACACAUAGCCCUAAAGAGGUAAAAGCAGACAGAGAGCAAAAGUCAGUGAUUCUAAGAUGCUGAGAUUAAGACAGGUUCAGAGGCAUUUGAUGAUAGCUUCAGGUUAUUGGGCCAAACAAUUGGUCAAAUGUAAAUUGAUCAGUUGGUAUGUGGGAUUGGUGCAUUUCAUUCAUUCAAUAAACAAUUAUUUACCUGUUUGAUGUGCCCUGAAUUACAUUUAUGUAGAAGACAAAGUCCCUGCCUCUGUAAAACUUACAUUCUAGUGAGGGAGACAGAUAAUAAGCACAUGAAUGCAUAAACAUAUAAUUCCCGAAGUUGUAAGUAAUAUAAAAAGAAUAAAAGAGAAUAUAAAUAUAAAAGUUGUUGGGGUAGGAUAGGGCAUAAUUUAGACCGGAUGGUCAGAGAAUGUUUUUGUGAGGAGGUGAUAUUUCAAAGUAAGAGUAUAAGCCAUUCAACAAUCUAAGGGAAUUAAUUUCCAUGUAAGUGCAGGUAUAAUUAUGGGGUUUUCAAAGAUAAUAGAAGUUAAUUUUGGCUAUCCAGAGGAAAAUGGUUUAUGAGGGUGGAGAGGUAAGCAUUAUCAGAUCAUCUGGAACUUACUAGGACACAAUAAAGUGUGUUUUAUCUCAAUGCUGAGGAAGCGUGUUCAAUACUGGGUACUAAGGGGAAGUCAGUAAAAAUUCCACCUUAAUAAAUCCCAUCUUAGUAAAUUCCGUACCUUCUAAGUAGUUCUUAACUUGGAAUUACUUAUUCACCAACAUGUUUAACUAAAAAUGCCUUUACUGUAUUCUUCCUUGUUCCAUCAAGGAUUUGAAAUAUCCAACAAGCAACAUAGAAAAAAAGAGAAAAAUGAAUUUAAGAAGAAAAAAGUAGAAUGAAGGUUUGUGAAUCAUAAGAUCCUGUGCUGGUAAAAAGUCAAGUCCCUGAAUGUGUUAUGAACUCCCUGUAAAGCAAAGUGAGGAAUGGGAAAACAUUAUGUGUUGUAUGAUUUUAAUUAUCUGUGAAAACAAGACAAAACAAACCACAGGAUCCUCAGGGGAAGCUAAAUUACUGGCUCCUAGUUUUAAAAUAAUUUCUUUCAUGGGGAUUCAUAUAUGAGGGAGUCAGAGAUAUAUGAACAGUGGUCUCCCAAAUAGUGUUUUAUAUAUAUAUAUAUAUAUAUCUGGUUCAGUAGAGCUGCUGCUUAUGGCAUUCCUCAAUAAAAUUCAAAAGCAUUAUGUAGAAGUAUAACUCAAUAGAAGAAAUUCAUCCCAGACCUAAGAAUUAUGGUCUAAAUAUCACCUUUCUGAUGAUCUCUCUUAACCCAAAAGUCUGACGCAAAAUAACCUAAGAAUAAAAUUGAGUUAAUUACAUGCCUACCCAAGUCAAAGAUUAAUAACUCUUAAAUUUGGAUACCAAAGUUCUCUUCUGUCAUGUAGAAGGUAACUUUGGAAGCGUUUUCACAAGAAUGAAAGGAAAUGUUGAUAUGAUAUAUUUGCCUCAAGAAGUUUAUUAGAUUUCUUUCUCCACUGGAGGUAAUUUUCCUAUACAGGGCUCUCACACCUGUUUUUUCAAGAAGAGUGAGGGGUUGAAGGAAAGGGUGACCUAGAAAUGAAAAAGAGGCAGGAAGUUUUGGGAAGAGUUAUUUUUGACGUGAUUGAAAGUUAAGGGCAAACCUUUCUCAGUACUGAAUUGUUUGAAAUUUGAUAUUAGUUUUCCCAUUUACACCCUGUUAGAUAGUGUAGUUAAAAGAUCAAGUUGGCACAUAAAUAUCGAGGUAAUACAUAAUGUACCUGUACAUAUUAAACUAUAUUCUAACCAACAUCCAUUCCUGAUGAAAGUUCUUAUCAAACUGAGGAUAGAUAGAAACUUCUUUGAUCUAUAAAGAACAUUUUAAAAAACCUAUAGCUAAUAUCAUAUUUAAUGGUGAAAGUGAAUGCUUUCCCCCUAAAAUCAGAGACAAGACAAGAAUGUUUGCCCUCACCACUUCCAUUCAACCUUGUACUGGAAGUGAUAGUGCAAGCAGGCAAAGAAAAUAAAUAAAUGGCACCCAGAUUGCUAGAAAGAAGUAAGAUUAUGUUUCAUUAGAUGUGAAAUGAUCGUCUGUGUAGGAUAUUCAAAGAGAUCUACAAAUAGGCUGCUAGAACUAAUAAGUGCGUUUUGCAAGAUUUCAAGAUACAAGAACCAUACACAACUGUCUCAUGUAUUUCUAUAUGCUUGUACUAGUAACAAUCAGAAACAGAUAUAAAAAUAAUGCCAUUUACAAUAGCUUCAAAAGUAUUAGAGAUAAAUCUGAUAAAAGAUGUGUA